CUUAAAACGUCACGUGACAGCGGUCUACUGUAGCCGCCAUGUGGCUGUUGAGACCCACAGUGUUGUUGGGUCUGGUGAGCAGCAGAGGAGUGAUAAGAGGCAUGUGUGCCCAGAUGAGCGACUGGCAGAGUGCCAAGUCAAUAUAUGAGUUUUCUGCCAAUGACAUAGAUGGGAAUGAGGUUUCCCUUGAAAAAUACAGGGGAUAUGUAUGCAUCAUUGUAAAUGUAGCAUCUAAAUGAGGAAAGACCAGGGUAAACUACACUCAGCUAGCGGGAAUGCACGCCUCCUACGCUGAGAAGGGUUUACGCAUCCUGGCCUUCCCAUGCAACCAGUUUGGAGGACAGGAACCUGGGACUAAUGCAGAGAUCAAGGAGUUUGCCAAAGGGUUCAAUGCUGAGUUUGACCUCUUCAGUAAAAUUGAUGUGAACGGUGACACUGCUCACCCUUUGUGGAAGUGGAUGAAAGCACAGCCCAAAGGCAAAGGAACCUUUGGAAACAACAUCAAAUGGAACUUCACGAAGUUUUUGAUCAGUAGAGAAGGACAGGUGGUGAAGAGGUACGGCCCAACAGAUGAUCCCAGCGUGGUCGAAAAGGAUCUGCCAACAUACCUUUAGCACUGCAAUCUCACCUGUUUGUUUGAGUCACUCCUGACCUCCCUCAUGGACUUUAAGGCCUUGGUGUGUGUGAAUGUCUGGACCAGUGACGGCCUGUCUGUAAACCUUUCACUGGGGAAGGCAGGCCUGAUGACCCUUAGCGUGCAACUAACCUCCAGAACCAUCCACACCAAACCCAUAAGACCAUGUUAGGGAACAUCAAUGAGUUAAUCAAAGGCGACUCUCCACCUUUCACUUACUGCAAACUUAAAACAGCCAUUCCUGUAUUACAAAUACCAGCUAUUUCUUUCUAAAAUGUCAAGCACUGGGUUUGUUCAUGUGUCAAUAUCAGUUGUCUGCAAAGAUGUAAAUGCCAUAAUUUUAAGUGAUCAUUGAAAAGCUACUAAUAAGAUUGUUUGCACUUCUGUAACUCAUGACUUAGCAUGUGUUGAAAUUAGAAAAUAAAUGCGGUCUUCAACAUUAA
Messenger RNA from Cheilinus undulatus (humphead wrasse), 1077 nucleotides. Its product is annotated as phospholipid hydroperoxide glutathione peroxidase-like. Gene Ontology annotation, biological process: response to oxidative stress. The transcript has 7 exons. The record is from RefSeq and is a predicted model, not a curated record. NCBI's taxonomy places the organism in Eukaryota, Metazoa, Chordata, Actinopteri, Labriformes, Labridae. Gene Ontology annotation, molecular function: glutathione peroxidase activity.